AUGAUUGAACAAAUUCCAUCAAAAAAAAAAUUUACCAUUGAUGGAUUGAUACGACUUGGACAUUAUACUAUUUUCUUAUGUAUUACCGCUGAAUUUUUGGUUCUUUCACAACUUGGCAAUAUGUUUUACAUGGUUUAUGCGGGUGCAGCACCAACCAUUAAAAGUUGUGGUUCGUAUAAAUUUGAUUCAACAAUGAGUUCAACUGAUAUUUGCAACCAAAUUUAUGCAUUAAAUAAAAAUGAAACAUGCAAACCUGAAUUGGAAUACGAAUUUAAAUCAAUGAAUUUCGAAUAUAUUUGUCAGAAUUCGAAAUAUAUAAAGCAUAGCAUAUCGACUCAAAUGAUUGGUGCUGUUAUUGGAUCACUUAUUUUUGGACAGAUUAGCGAUUUGUAUGGGAGAAAACUGACAUUAUCAUUUUGCGUUUCGGGUUGUGUUGUAUUUGGAUUUAUAUCAUCUCUCCCUAAAGAUUUACUUACAACUACUAUUUACCGUACCAUUAUUGGACUUUUUAAUGGUGGACAAAUAGCUGCUAUGUUUGUAUAUGUAGUGGAAAUGUUACCGAAAAAGGAUCGUAUUUGGAUCACAACACUUAUUUCAUUUUCACCAAAUGUGAUAUUAUUAGCUGCGAUGGCAUAUUACAGUCAAAAUUGGCGACAAUUAGCAAUUAUUAUCAGUGUUUUAACAUCGCCAGCUAUUCUUUUUUGCAUUUUGUCGUAUGAAUCACCACGUUGGUUGAUUCAGAAGGGACGUAUCGAAGAAGCGCAUAACGUCUUGAAACAAAUUACACGUUGGAAUGGUCGAAAUGAUGUCACGAAUGAAAUGAUCGAUGAAGUUAUCGGUGCAGAAAAACAAAUUUUACGUGAAAAAAGAAGGAAAAAUUACUAUAUUUAUCAUUUAUUUCAUACCCGUCAACUUACUAUCUAUAUUUUAGUUUUAUCCUAUAGUUUUUUGGCAGCAAGUUUGAUAAAUUAUGGUAUGCUAUUCAGUAUGGAAAAAUUGCCUGGCUCAAUUUACACAAAUAAUAUUAUACUUGGCUUAAUAAGAUAUGGUAUAAAUAUUGCUUCAGCAUUUACUGAUUAUACACAACGAUGGUAUGGACGAAGGGUUGCGCAUACAAUACCAUUAGCACUUACAUCAAUUGGAUUUACUGUUCAUUUUGUUAUUAUUUGUUCAGGACUUAGUACUCAGUUAGAAAUUCUUUCGCGAAUUGCAUCACUGAUGGCAUUUGCAAUGAUGAGUCAAAUUUAUAUAAUAAGUGGUAUGUCCGGAAACGAACUGUUCCCGACACCGUUACGCAGUAUGUGCUUUUCGUUCCUGCAAGUUAUCGGCCGUAUUGGUGUUGUUCUCUCGCCUCAGUUAUUUUUUCUGGCUGACUUUUGGACACCUGCGCCAUUCGUAGCAUUAAUUCUGUUUGCAUUAUCCGAUUUGCUGCUUUAUCUUAUCUUCAUUCCGGAAACAAAGAAUCAACCACUUCCUGAACGCUUAUCACAUGCUGCCAGUCCGAAAGCUCAGAAUUUCCGCCUGAACAAACGAUGA
Molecule: messenger RNA, 1536 nt
Organism: Acanthocheilonema viteae
Lineage: Eukaryota; Metazoa; Nematoda; Chromadorea; Rhabditida; Onchocercidae
Source: the annotation of a GenBank genome assembly